CGAGGCUAACAGGCUGCCAGCUUAUAAAGCUGCAGAGAAGGCAGAAUGAUUUCAUUAGCUCACAGUUGCCUAGAAACAAUUCUAGAAAAACGUCCUGAAAGAAGAGCCCUUUAGACAAACUUCAGAAUGCUUGCUAUGGAAAGAUUGCCUCUGAGCCAGACCUCACAAUUCUCCAACUACUAUCCCAUGCUUGGAUCUCCUACUGUGCAGAGCCCUCGAGCAGGAAUGCCUGCAGGUCACUUUAUUCCAGGGCUCCCUAGUCCUCCUGCACUGCACCACACAGUCUCCAAGCACAGACUGGGCUCUGCAUCCAGCAUGCAUGCACCUUCUCCCUAUGACACCAAUGGUCUCUUCUCGGCUGCAGCAGGCUGUCAUCCUGCACUUCUCUACUCUCCCACUGCUCUGCACGGGCCCAGUUCAAUGAUCUCUCCAUCGCCUCAAGAUCGCCGCUCCCCAACAGUCGCUGAGGGCAGUGUAUUAGCAAACCUGGUUGCUGGGCAAAUAACCAGUACAGUGGGAUCUGGGAGCUCUACUGAGGGUUGCACAGCAGACGUCACCUCUCCCAGAGAAACGUCCACAUCAGCUCAAGGAAAUAGCCAUUCUCCAGCAGGCCUCCCCGCUCGACUGAAAAAACAGAAAAAGGACAGAAAACCUCGCACUCCAUUCACAAGCACACAACUGAUUGCACUGGAAAGAAAGUUUCGACAGCAAAAGUACUUGUCUGUCGCUGAAAGAGCUGAAUUUGCUGAGUACCUUAAACUAACAGAAACACAAGUCAAGAUCUGGUUCCAGAACAGACGUGCUAAAGAGAAGCGAUUACGCGAGGCUGAAGCGGAGAGAGCUGCUCGAAGCCUCGGUAUACCACUCUCCUAUGCACAUGCUUAUCAGAAUGAGUUCCUUCAGAGCCCACUGCUGCCUCCACUACAAACCUCCGCUCACAGUGGUCUGUCCAACAGCAUAUUCCAGCAUGGCCCCCUCCUGGCCUCCCCUCCUGUCACCCACAACCCCCAUUACCCUGGACACACUCCAGUUCUGUUACAUCCCCAGCAUAUGAGAUACGCUGACAGCAACAGCAGCUCAGAACAGCCACUACAUAUCCCACACACAUCACGAUAGCUGGCUGGCUAGCUCUGAACCCUGGCAUACAUGUAACUAGUGCACAGCAUUUAUUUGGAAAUGUUUUUAGCAGCUCAUCAGUAAAACAGGCAUGAUAGUUCAUCCAUGUAUCAUAGAACCACAUCAUGAUUCAGUCAGUCUCUGUUGUUUUUAUAUUCUGUUGAAGUAAAUAAUAUACUUGGAUGUGUAUUAUGGUCAGAAUGAAAGAAA
Molecule: messenger RNA, 1326 nt
Organism: Halichondria panicea
Lineage: Eukaryota; Metazoa; Porifera; Demospongiae; Suberitida; Halichondriidae
Product: homeobox protein MSX-2-like
Exons: 2
Coding region: 127-1116 (329 amino acids)
Biological process (GO): embryonic morphogenesis; regulation of transcription by RNA polymerase II
Cellular component (GO): nucleus
Molecular function (GO): RNA polymerase II transcription regulatory region sequence-specific DNA binding; DNA-binding transcription factor activity, RNA polymerase II-specific
Source: RefSeq, a predicted model, not a curated record